Messenger RNA from Dromaius novaehollandiae (emu), 6432 nucleotides. It is a transcript of the gene MTA3, whose product is annotated as metastasis associated 1 family member 3. The record is from RefSeq and is a predicted model, not a curated record. The transcript is spliced from 19 exons. Gene Ontology annotation, biological process: negative regulation of transcription by RNA polymerase II. Gene Ontology annotation, cellular component: NuRD complex; nucleoplasm. The coding region runs from base 131 to 2212 and encodes 693 amino acids. NCBI's taxonomy places the organism in Eukaryota, Metazoa, Chordata, Aves, Casuariiformes, Dromaiidae. Gene Ontology annotation, molecular function: sequence-specific DNA binding; chromatin binding; histone deacetylase binding.
GGCGGGAGGGGUGGCGCGGGGUGGGGGCGAGCGCGGGGCGGGGGGGCAGCGGCAGCCGCUCCCGCCUUGCCCAGCCCGGCCCGGCAGAGGCGGCAGGAGGAGGAGGAGGAGGAGGGCGCGGAGCGCAGACAUGGCGGCCAACAUGUACCGAGUGGGAGAUUAUGUAUAUUUUGAAAAUUCUUCCAGCAAUCCGUAUCUCAUCAGGCGAAUUGAAGAGCUUAACAAGACUGCAAAUGGAAAUGUGGAAGCAAAAGUGGUGUGUUUUUACAGACGAAGAGAUAUUUCCAACAGUCUUAUAAUGCUUGCAGAUAAGCAUGCUAAAGAAGUUGAAGAAGAGUCUGAAACCACAAUUGAGGUUGACUUGACUGAUAAACAGAAACAUCAGUUGAAGCACAGGGAGCUGUUCCUUUCUCGACAGUAUGAGUCCCUUCCUGCAACACACAUCAGGGGAAAAUGCAGUGUUGCACUUCUGAAUGAGACAGAAUCUGUGUUGUCCUAUCUGGAGAAAGAGGAUACUUUUUUUUAUUCAUUGGUAUAUGAUCCAUCACUGAAAACGCUUUUAGCAGACAAGGGAGAGAUCAGAGUGGGGCCUAGAUACCAGGCAGAUGUGCCAGACAUGCUUGCAGAAGGAGAAUUAGAUGACAGAGAACAGGCAAAGCUGGAAGUAAAAGUAUGGGAUCCAGAUAGCCCCCUUACUGACCGUCAGAUUGACCAGUUUUUAGUUGUAGCACGUGCGGUUGGCACGUUUGCUCGAGCACUGGACUGCAGUAGUUCCGUCAGGCAACCUAGUUUACACAUGAGUGCAGCUGCUGCUUCCCGAGACAUCACAUUGUUUCAUGCAAUGGAUACCUUGCAUAAACACAACUAUGAUUUGAGCAGUGCCAUCAGUGUUCUAGUGCCGCUUGGAGGGCCUGUUUUGUGUAGAGACGAAAUGGAAGAAUGGUCAGCAUCAGAAGCUAGUUUAUUUGAAGAAGCAUUGGAAAAGUAUGGGAAGGACUUCAACGACAUUCGACAAGACUUUCUCCCUUGGAAGUCACUGACUAGCAUCAUUGAAUAUUAUUACAUGUGGAAAACCACUGACAGAUAUGUGCAGCAGAAACGUCUGAAAGCAGCUGAAGCAGAAAGUAAAUUGAAACAAGUAUACAUCCCCACCUACAAUAAACCAAAUCCCAAUCAAAUAUCCAGCAACAGUGGGAAACCUGCUGCAGUGAAUGGAGCAAUGGGAGCCUCUUAUCAGGCACAAGCCUCACUAAUAGGUCGGGCUUGUGAAAGUUGCUAUACUGCACAGUCUCACCAGUGGUAUUCUUGGGGCCCCCCUAAUAUGCAAUGUAGAUUGUGUGCAUCUUGCUGGAUUUAUUGGAAGAAAUAUGGUGGCCUGAAAAUGCCCACACAGACAGAUGAAGAUAAACUGUCUUCCAGCCAACCUGCAGAGGAGUCCCAUGUUAGAACUCAUAUGUCCCGCCAGGCCACGCAGGGAACUCCAGUUCGUAACACUGGGAGUCCAAAGUCAGCAGUGAAAACACGCCAAGCUUUCUUUCUUCACACAACGUGUUGGACAAAACUUGCUCGCCAGGUCUGCAAAAAUACCCUCCGGCUGCGGCAGGCAGCAAGACGUCCUUUUGUCCCUAUUAACUGUGCUGCCAUUAAGGCAGAAUAUGCAGAUCGACAUUGCGAAGUUGCUGGAAAUCCUCUGAAGAUCAAAAGCACCAGAAAACCACUGUCAUGUAUCAUUGGUUACUUAGAGAUUCAUCCUGCAGUGAAACCUAAUGUAAUCAGGUCAACACCAAGCCUUCAAAGUCCAAGUGCAAAACGACUGCUUGCACCAUCUAAUCACUCUUCAUUAAGUAUUUUGGGAAAAAGAAACUACACUCAUCAUAAUGGCCUUGACGAAUCAUCCAGCCAUACAACAAGAACAAUAAUGCAUGCUGCUCCCCAUGUUCAUAUGACUAAUGGUAAGGCCUUGCAAGCCAGUGCAAAUGCCAUUAAGACAAGCACCAUUCCAGUGAUCAAGAGACAGAGGCAAAAUUGGCUUGAUGCUUCAGAUGAUGGUUUCUUUAUAGCUACAGAAGAGACCAGAAAAAUUCGUAAGAAGUUCACCAGAUCACAGCUGAAAAGAGCUUCCAGAACACCUUGUACUCCAAUUAUUGUGAAGACAAAGUCUCUCAUGAACAAUAGGCAGGCACAAACAGAGCCUGAAACUAUCAUGCACUGAAGAUAACAGCGACAGCACCAUAAUUGUGUCAGAAUCAUGUUUAAUUGUGAAUGCAGAUACAACAGGACCUUCCACAAGUAGAUGAAAGACGGAAAUACUGUAAGGCCAGACUGGCUGGGUUUUGUAUUCUGGGCAGGAUCCAACAGCAGCCCUUGUUUUCCCCCAUCUCUGCAAGGGCUACUUCUGGUUAGCUGUGCUAGCUGAUCUCCAAUUUUAUACUGUUCUCCCCAUCACCAUUCAUUAGAGUUGGCUGUUCAAGGAGGGACGGGCACUGAACACACCGGAGUACGGAUGCGGAGUACACCCUCCACAUUUGUCUAUGCCUUCUAGUGAGAUGAUGCAAAAAUAUGCAGCUUUCAGGAUGAUUGCAGUCUCUUUAAAGCAGGAUGUAGCCUUGAGGGGCUGCAUUUUCAAAACCAGCUGCAGACUUUGGGUGUUUGGAUUUUUCAGUGUCAGCCUGAGUCACUUUGGAUUCGGUUUUCUGAAGUGCUGAGCAUCCAGAGCCUCAACUGAGGACAAGCACUUGCUCAGCAGUUCUGAAACUUAGACCAAAUCAGGCAGUGCCCAGAAUUAGCAGCCAGUUUUCAAAAUGCUGGCCAUAUUAACUUUGGUUAAGAUACUGGAAAGUAUCAUGUGUGACAGUGAACAUCCAGCCGGGCUAGUUGCUUGUGUAGGAACUGGUCCCAUUGUCUGCAUAUUUGCAAGCAUCCGUCUGUUUCUUUGGGUAUUUUUAGCAUUUCUUGAGUUCUAUUCUGAAUAGUGAAAACCAGCAGAAUGCCAUUCCCAAGAAAACAUGAAGAAAUAGAAUUUUUCCUAUCAGAAAUGCCUCUCCAUAAAAUAAUUUUUACAUUUUAAUACAUCUGGAUGAAAAGGUGUGUCUUGCAGAAUGCUUUGAAAAUCAUGAUUGUAAGAUGCAGAUGAAUACUUACCAUGGAGAGAUGAUGUGCCUUUUGAAACUGUGUGUAGGAAACUGUCAGUCCCGCUGGAGCAGGAACGACAGCACAGACAGGUCUUUUUCUACUCAGGUACUUACAGGUUAACGAACUCUGCCGUCCUUUGAAAUCAAGAAGCAACCAGUGUGUAGUACUGCUAUGUAAACUUAGAUAUGUUGAUUAUCUGAGGUGGUUUAUGCCCUUCACUAGAUUUGGUGUCUGUAUGGCUUUAAAAUGUAGGCAGACAUUGAACACAUCAUAAGCUGAGGCAAACUUCAAGACUCUUUUUCUGGUUCUCUAUUAGGUAGCUCUAACAGUAUUGUAUAGGUGUCAGCUCUGUGCUUAGAACAACAAAGACUUAAGUGGUAUCUCAUGCCUCUGGGUGGUCCCAAAAGAAGUAUUUCUCCCCCAUGUGAUUUAUGCUCUCAGCCUGAAAGAAGUCUGUGAUAUCAGCCAAUAGCUGGCCACACUGUCAGUGUAGGAUUUUGAGUUAUUGAGACAAAGUCACCCAGGUGUUCCCUCAAGACAAGAGGGCACCUUUGAUCUCCUGAAGGGACUCACUGAUGAUUUUCCUGAGUGAUGGAUCCAGGUCUUGUUCACUGUCCUUCACCAGCAAGAAGAAUGGGAAUCUGAAGGAGACGUUAUGAUAGGAAGUGCUUCUGGUAUCCUGAGCACCUUAAUGAUUGUCAAAGAUUGGGAUUCAGGUGAAGAAGACCUGGGAUUCAUCUGCUUACAGGUCCUUUCAGUAGCUGCUAAAGCGUGCAGUCCCAGGAGUCUCUUCUAUCCACAGAAUCUGCUUUUUCCUCACAACGGGAGGGCUUUUCAUCAGAUAAUGAGCAGAGACAACCUAUUCUUAUUAGUAAGAAUUGCCUUUAUUAACUGCGACAUAUGGAAAUACCUUCUGUAUAAUAGCUUCCUCCCCCAUUAAUAUAAAGAAAACAUGAUCAUUCAGAAAUCUGUUCGACUGAAAGAAUGAAAAACACGAACAGAAAGAGCUUUGUCUCCCUCCAGCAUCACUGAAAUCACACACAGCAGACUCAUUUUCAGUGUCAUUAGAUGUAAGGUGGCGGAUUUUGUCUGAUUUACCCUGCCUUAUUAAGCUUGUAUUCAAAUUCUUUCUUUUAGUCAGUGUACUACUGUGUCUGGCUAGUGUUUUGUAAAAUCUUUGUGUACUCUGUUUUCUGCUUUUGAUGAAAGUAUUGGUAUUUGUAAUAGUCUGAUGUGAAGUCAUUUUUUCUUCUUUCCCUCUGAGGAGAGAGAGGGAGAUUCGUAACACGACUUCCUGUUAUGCAGCCAGCUGCCUGACACAGUUAUCUUUUGCAUCAAAUCCCAGGUAAGGAAGCAUCCUACUUUACAGCUUCAAGCUGAGACACUUCAUCUGGAUACACUGGAAAUUAUGCUGUGCCCCUGCAUGACAGAGUCAUUUCACAGGUUGCAAUAGCCUGCUCCUGGGGAGGGUAAGGCAGGAAAGAGACUGUUCUUUGGAAUAACUUCUGGUCCAUCUUUAAACUGUUUUGCAUGCAGCUGCACAGAGACGUUCCCUCCCCUAAAAUGCACACGUGCACAGAGAAAUUAUACUCCAUGUAUUGCACAUUUGUCUUUUACCUACUCUCUCUGAAUCUUAUCUUUCCUGCAAGAUGUUCUCCACAGAUGGAUACCUCUGAAUUUCAACAGAAAGCAUCGAUGGAAGAUUAGUCGAAGAUGUAUUCUGUUGUGCUUGGGCAUAGAGAUUUAAGCGUGGUAGAAACUGUCACACUUCUUUCCACAAUGUCAUGCAGUUUCAUGCUUUCUGUUGAGUUAAAGAUUUUUUCACUGGCUAAGAGCAAAGAUGACACAUUCUACUGUGAGCUAUAACAGUGUAUCGACAACAAACCAGAGCUCAGUACUGUUUUUAUCAAGCUUCUCGAGCUAGUUAUUUUAAAAGUAGCUAACAUAUCUCAGUCAUCAACACUGAAACUGAGUAUAAACAUAAACCUCAGAAACAAGGACAAGAAGUUUUGUUCUUACUGAGAAUGUGAGCAAGAGAAUUUAGCCAGCAUCAUACUGCAUUUUCAAUAUGAUUUACUUUCUUGUUAGCUAAAUAAGGAAGCUAUGCGAAAAACUGCCUCUCAUCUUACAAAUACAGGAUUAGAAAACCAUGCAAAGUGCAUGAUCUUUUUGUGUCCAGAGGUCUCAUAUAAAAAGUAGGAAGAUCUUGUUAAAAUGCGUACGUUGCUGAUUUCAAGUAUAUAACUACUUCGCUCUCUUGAAAUAUUUUGUAUGUUUUUAGAUUAUUUUCAAAGGCCAUGAUUUAGUGAUGGAAGUUUUGGCUUUGUAGGAUGAAAAAAUUAGGUUUUGAAAUACAUAAGAUUGCUUGAAGUAUGUUGGUGAUAUUAAAAUAUCAUCCUCUAAAUCAGUGUUUUGUUUAAAAGCAAAUAUUGCUUUCUUUUCUACAAUCCUAAUCUUGCAGCAAUGUAUGAAAAUCUGGGUGGGGUGGGGAUUGAAAUUCCCUCUGAAUGAUGAAGAACAAACAAGUAGUAAAAAUGGUGAAAUGGAAUUUGCACUUACGUGAUGUACACUUUUUAUUAAUCUAAAGUAAGAAUUUUUUUAUAAAUAUGAUUUUAACCCAGUACUUUCCUAAUUACUAAGGCUUAAAUAAAUGGAAUGGCUUCAUUGUACUUUCUGAUUAUGGUCACAGCAUAAACAUUGUGCAGCCUUGUGCAGAAAACAAUUAUAAUCCUUCAGAAACAGUUCAUUGCAAAGUACAGCGGACAUUGUGUCUUUACAUAUGUGUACUUCUAUGGUAAUGAAAGUGUUGGAAUCCUCUGGAAAUUUCAGCAAAACAAUAUUCAUUUUUCAUUUUCUCUUGAAGGUCCUUUAUAUAAACCAUGUCUUCAUAAACCAGAGUGGGUGUCAAGAGAUCUCAGUUUAUAUAACUGCACAGUUGAAUUUUUUGGAGUAAGUCAGGACUUUUUUAUUCAAAUGUUGCAUGUUGAGGGAGGCAACCUAAUUUUGGAAUAAAGAGGUUUGGGAUAAGAGUUUUGAGGUCGUAUUAUACAGUGAUCAAUAAAUUUUCAGAAUAUGUUCCCGUUGCUCAUAAAGUUUUAACAGUUUGUAUUGAAAUACAGUAUUGAAGAAUAAAAAAAAAAAGAAGCAUGAAAGAGCUGUCAUUUUUAAAAUUCUAUUGUUAGCACUGAAAGGGAAUGGUAAAACUGGGUGGAUAACCGCUGAGUGUUUGAGGAUGUGGAGCACCUUUGAACUAAACGUAGUACUAUUUCAUUUACAUUAAAGUGUUUUUGUGUACAAACU